AUGGAUGAUGCUGCGGUCCUAAGGAAAAAGGGUUACAUCGUGGGUAUCAAUCUUGGCAAGGGCUCCUACGCAAAAGUCAAAUCAGCCUACUCUGAGCGCCUCAAGUUCAAUGUGGCGGUCAAGAUCAUUGACCGCAAGAAAACGCCCUCCGACUUUGUGGAGAGAUUCCUUCCUCGGGAGAUGGACAUCCUGGCGACUGUCAAUCAUCGCUCCAUCAUCAAGACCUACGAGAUCUUCGAGACCUCAGAUGGGCGAAUCUACAUUGUCAUGGAGCUUGGGGUCCAGGGCGACCUCCUCGAGUUCAUCAAGUGCCGGGGAGCCCUGCAUGAGGAUGUGGCACGCAAGAUGUUCCGCCAGCUCUCCUCCGCCGUCAAGUACUGCCACGACCUGGACGUCGUCCACCGAGACCUCAAGUGCGAGAACCUUCUCCUUGACAAGGACUUCAACAUCAAGCUGUCCGACUUCGGCUUCUCGAAGCGCUGCCUGAGAGACUGCAGCGGGCGCAUCAUCCUCAGCAAGACCUUCUGUGGGUCGGCGGCAUACGCGGCCCCCGAGGUCCUGCAGGGCAUCCCCUACCAGCCCAAGGUCUAUGACAUCUGGAGCCUGGGCGUGAUCCUCUACAUCAUGGUCUGUGGCUCCAUGCCCUACGACGACUCCGACAUCAAGAAGAUGCUGCGCAUCCAGAAGGAGCACCGCGUGGACUUCCCGCGCUCCAAGAACCUGACGGGUGAGUGCAAGGACCUCAUCUACCGCAUCCUGCAGCCAGACGUCAACCGGCGGCUGCACAUCGACGAGAUCCUCAGCCACUCGUGGCUGCAGCCCCCCAAGCCCAAAGCCAUGUCUUCCGCCUCCUUCAAGAAGGAUGGUGAGGGCAAGUAUCGGGCCGACUGCAAACUGGACACGCGACCAGGCUCAUGCCCCGAGCACCGGCCUGAGCACCGGCCCGACCACCGACCCGAUCACAAGCUGGGGGCCAAAACCCAGCACCGGCUGCAUGUGGUGCCCGAGAAUGAGGACAAAAUGGAGGACAGGCUGGCCGAGACCUCCAAAGCAAAAGAACAGCAUGUCUGCGGAGCCGGAGCCGAGGUGGGGAAGGCAGGUACCUAG
Molecule: messenger RNA, 1107 nt
Organism: Myotis myotis
Lineage: Eukaryota; Metazoa; Chordata; Mammalia; Chiroptera; Vespertilionidae
Product: testis-specific serine/threonine-protein kinase 2
Exons: 1
Coding region: 1-1107 (368 amino acids)
Biological process (GO): protein phosphorylation; intracellular signal transduction; cellular response to glucose starvation
Molecular function (GO): protein serine/threonine kinase activity; ATP binding
Source: RefSeq, a predicted model, not a curated record